CCAUUGAUGUCCAGAUGUUUCCAAACAUAACAUGAUCCACUUCAUCUUUUGGUUGUUUUUACAACUGUUUUGUGAUUGGUCUUUUUCUUUUUCUUUUGCCUUUCAACCUUCCGUUUAUUUUUUUACCGCUUACUCAAUUUUAGACAUUGAAACUGAAAGAACUGCAGUAAGCUAUAAACCAGAACACAACUGAAAAGGAAAAGUUACAAAAGUGACAGUACAGUACAUGCCCUUUUAUUCAUUUGGCUGCUCUUGAUAAGACGAGUUUUAACCACUGGAGCCCUGUUACGUGCCAAUUUCCAUGCCACUUUAUCUGCAUGCAUGGGGGGCUUUAUUGAGGUUAGAGCAGACAGGCUGCAGGUAUUCAUGAAUAUAUGAAUAUUUUAUUCUGAUCUCAAAUUACUUUUUGUCUCGUGCCCAUCUCACUAACCUGCACUCAGAAUGAAAGAGGAGAAAGAACGCGAGGGGAAGCUUGAGUGACGGAGAAAAUGGGGCCAAGUGGUUCUAGAGGAGGAGGGACAUGAAGAGAAAGUUGAUGAAAGCUCCUUGGAUCCGGUUUCCUUUAGUGCCCUUUGUUCUCUGCUCUAUCAUACAUAAAGUAAAGAAAGGAUGGGAGAAGAGUGAGGAGGUGGGGAGCUGAAAACAUAAACGUGAUGUUAAGAAGAGAGAGGUCGAUGUGGAGAAGUUUCCUGCUGCACUGAAAGUCCCAGUUGUUUUUCUGGAAACCGCAUCAAAAUAGAGGGAAUAGAAAAAAAAAAAAUCAGCAAGACAUUUUGGGACUGGAUGCAGAGGAAGAUGCUUGCCCAGGCCUGGAUUUGUGUUUGUUUUUCGUUUUGUGGCUUAGGAGAAGGCUGUGUUGUGUAGUCCUUUUUCAGCCUUCCAACAUGUGUGGAGAGAAGAAAUAACUUAUGGAAUAGAGCCUGAGAAAUCAUCACCAUCUGUAGUGAUGAAGUGCCAGUAGGGGAACUGUUCCCGUGAAGGAUGUUUUGGCAUCACCCAUGAGAGCGAGGCAUAAGAGCGCAGCUGUCAAAAGUGGAGAACGAGCGACAUUUUGCAUCAUUCAAAGAGAUUUAUGAUGCCUCGCAAACGAAUGCCUCUCAUUGGUUCGUCUGGGAGCAGAACAGGUCCACCUCCCUUUAAUUCCACUGCUCUCCAGCAACCACACCUCACGAAUCGAAAGAAAGCUAACAGGCAGCCCCAGACUUCGUCCUCCUCUCAGCAUCACCCAGGACCUUCUUCCAUCCUCCUCUCAGACAACGUAACACCGUGGGGUGGCCUUGCUCACUCCGAGUCCUCCUUUACCAUAACCCCCCCAGCAAUUCCACCAACAAGACCCCCAUCCCUCCCACCUGGUCCUCAGCCGACGGUUACCAAUCCUCAUGAGGAGGAAGAGGAAAACGAUGAAUGUUCAUGUUCAGGUUUCAGCUCCGAAAUCUCCUCUCCAUGCCUGUUGAUCCCUCGGAACAACACAGGUGGAGUGGGCAGAAGGCUGCAGGCGAGAAGGCAGGGUCAUACCUCAGUGUCAGGUUCCUCGCCUUCCACGCCUGCCACCGCUGAAUCCAAUCACCGAGCUCAGCUUCUCUCGAAGCUUCACGUUUUCCUUCUUCGAGCUGCCGCUACAUCAUUCCCCUCACUGUCGGGCAGAACGUGCCAGAAACCUCUUUCAGCUGCUGAAGCAGAUACACUACUGAUACACUCUUGCAUUAAAGGAUUGUGAAACAAAUC
Molecule: messenger RNA, 1725 nt
Organism: Xiphophorus hellerii (green swordtail)
Lineage: Eukaryota; Metazoa; Chordata; Actinopteri; Cyprinodontiformes; Poeciliidae
Exons: 4
Coding region: 1073-1717 (214 amino acids)
Source: RefSeq, a predicted model, not a curated record